Messenger RNA from Danio aesculapii, 2255 nucleotides. RefSeq lists its product as uncharacterized. Bases 51 to 1427 code for a protein of 458 amino acids. Gene Ontology annotation, cellular component: dendritic spine; plasma membrane; AMPA glutamate receptor complex. The record is from RefSeq and is a predicted model, not a curated record. The transcript is spliced from 10 exons. NCBI's taxonomy places the organism in Eukaryota, Metazoa, Chordata, Actinopteri, Cypriniformes, Danionidae. Gene Ontology annotation, biological process: synaptic transmission, glutamatergic; modulation of chemical synaptic transmission; monoatomic ion transport. Gene Ontology annotation, molecular function: AMPA glutamate receptor activity; transmitter-gated monoatomic ion channel activity involved in regulation of postsynaptic membrane potential.
UUGAACAAUAAUAAGAGGGUGACUACAGUUUUCGGGUUACUGGUGGUAAAAUGUCUCCAUUAGGACUCAUCUUGGUUUCCUCUGCACUGCUAGCUGGUCUCUGCAUUGCAGGACCACAGCCAUUGAAGGUUACAACCAUUAAGGAGGAACCAUAUGCAAUGUCUAAAGGCUCCGAACUGGAGGGCUUCUGCAUUGACCUGCUGUCAGCUAUCUCUAAUAAAUUAGGCUUUAAGUACGAUGUUCAUGUCGUGAAGGACGGCCGAUAUGGCAAAACAGACGACAGUGGCAACUGGAACGGAAUGAUUGGAGAAGUUGUCAGAGGAGAAGCAGAUAUCGCUGUGGCACCGCUUACUCUUACGGCUCAGCGUGAGGCAGUUGUGGACAUGUCCAAACCCUUUAUGCAGACAGGCCUUAGUUUCAUCAUGAGGAAAGACUUGGGCUCAGAUGACUCGCAGUUCCUGAGCCUUCUUAAACUGUUCUCCACUGAGAUGUGGAUGGGUGUACUUGUUGCCUACCUGUUGACCUCAGUUUGUAUCUUCUUGGUGUCACGGAUCAGCCCCUGUGAGUGGGAGCAACCAGAGAAAGACAACAAUUCCUUCACGCUCUCACACAGUUUUUGGUAUACUGUUGGAGCACUGACACUUCAAGGUGCUGGACCCCACCCCAAAGCUCUUUCAGGACGUGUCAUCACCUCUAUCUGGUGGAUUUUUUCACUGGUGCUGCUUGCGUGUUACUUUGCCAACCUCAGUUUAUGGCUGCAUUCAGACAACCAGCAGCUGUCAAUAAAGACCUUUGAAGACCUUGCUAAUCAAAAUGUGAUCGAGUACGGUACCAUUAAAGACUCUUCAUCUUUCAGCUUCUUCAAGAACUCCAACAACCCCACAUACCACAGAAUCUACGAGCACAUCAAGGAAGCCCAGAGCUAUUCGCUCAAUGCGGCAGAAGGUUUCCGCAGGGCUCAGAAAGGCAACUAUGCUUUCAUUGGCGAAUCUGUGUCCCUGGACCUGGCAGUGGCGAGAUACUGUAACCUCACACGUGCCCCCGAAAUCAUUGGCAUGAGAGGGUACAGCAUUGCUGCUCCAUUGGGGUCUCCUUUGAUGAAGAAUCUAAGUGUUGCCAUUCUCCGUCUGAGUGAGUCUGGCGAGCUGGAUUACUUUCGCAGUAAGUGGUGGGCUAGCAGUUGUGUGGCUAAAGACGGCAAAGGUGCUCCACUAAAGCCCACAAGUCUCAAGGGAGUCUUCUUAUUACUGGCAUUCGGUCUGGGACUGGGGCUUUUCCUGGCUUUGAUGGAACUAGCUGCCAAAUCACGCAAAGUCGCUAACAGUGAGCAGAAAUCCUGCUGUUCGGUGAUGUCUGCAGAGCUCAGUCAGCGCUUCAGAGGUGGCGAAGUGGCAACGUCAGAUUCCACUGAGAAAAACAAAGCCUAAUCCUCAAUAAAGCACUGACACAUAUGCAUUUUAUCGCUUAAAGUUCAUCAUGUCCAAAUCACUUUUAUAUGCUACUAACUAUACUGAGUGGGUGAGGGUCGUGAAACCAUUGCAUUUGUUGUGUACACUUCGAAAUUUAAGUAUCGCUUAAAGAGGAUUUAGUCAGGUUUUCUCACCAGAUCUCCUGUGUAUCAGUUUUGUCUUUACAGUGAAACGUUUUAUUUGCAGAAUAGCCAAAUUUAUUUUUUUAUUUUAUUUAUUUUGGUAUUAAACACGACAGAUUUUUGGUUCGGUAGUUCAUUCCGCUGUGGCAACCCUUGAUAAAUAAAGGACUAAGCCUAAGGAAUAUGAACGAAUGGAUAAAUAUUUUUGGUUUCAUGACACUCACCUUGAUAAUAGUAUAACAGUUUAUCUACAGAAUGAAUUUGGUUCUUUUAAUGUGUCUUAUUGUAUUAAACAAGUCUAAGUUAGUUUUAUUUUGGUUUACAUAAAGAGAUGGAGGACGCAUCAGUUUAAUAAUAUCAUGUUACACUCUUUCAUUGCAAUAUUACCUUACACUGCUGUUAACAUUUUGAUAAUUCCCAAGUUUCUGUCCAUGUCCUAAUCUUAUAUGCAAUCUUUUUUAAUGCGUGUAUAUGCAUGUAAGAGAAAAUUGCAUACAGAUAAGUUCAAAUGUUUUCUUUUACUCCUAUAAUACAAAACGAUGCAUGCAAAAUGUUUUCCAUGAAUACUGUGAAGAAUCAUUCCUAUAUUUUAUAUGUCAUUGUUCUAUUUUAGAGAAUUUUCUUAACGAAAUAAAAAGAUGAACUAUGCUGUUUGCAUAUGUAA